Messenger RNA from Truncatella angustata, 678 nucleotides. RefSeq lists its product as uncharacterized. The coding region runs from base 1 to 678 and encodes 225 amino acids. The transcript has 2 exons. Lineage: Eukaryota; Fungi; Ascomycota; Sordariomycetes; Amphisphaeriales; Sporocadaceae. The record is from RefSeq and is a predicted model, not a curated record.
AUGGCCUUUUGUCACCCCCGAGACGUUCCCGGCGGCCCAGUGCCGGCAAAAGACCAGCUACUCGAAACCGGAGCCGGCCUGAUGCAAGACUUCCAACCUGUGAAGCAGAUCUGCGCCCACUUGAACGCCUUCCACACCUAUGCCGACGAACCUGGCCGGUUUGUAGAGGCGAACCAUUAUUGCACGCAUCUGACCUCAGACAUGCGACAAUGUAUCUUGUAUGACGGUCCAGGUCCUGAUGCCAAACUUAUCGGAAUCGAGUACAUGGUUACUCCAAAGCUGUACGAAGAACUUCCCCAGGACGAGCGCAAGUACUGGCACUCGCAUGUCUUUGAAGUCAAAUCCGGAAUGCUGAUUAUGCCCGGUCCUACGGCCCCGGGUCUGGCCACAGCCUGGGAGGCGGCGGAGAAUGAGGAGAUGAAGGAGGUCGUCCAUCUGUACGGCAAGGUGUAUCAUCUGUGGCAGACAGAUCGUGGCGACAAGCUGCCAUUGGGUGAGCCAAAACUGAUGACGAGUUUCACCAGCGAGGGUCAGUUCGAUUUCGCGAAGGCAGUCGGAGACAGAGAUAGACGGUUUGGUUCGGACUACAAGCGAAAGAGGGAGGCCAGGGCACAUAUCGAGGAGCCGAGAAUUCAUCCCGAUGCUGACCAGGCUUGGAAACGGAGAAAUUCCCUAUGA